GCCUGUAUUUCCGCUUGUGUUGGACGGUCCACGGCGAGAAUAGCGCGUCGACACAAAUUUAGGAGCGUAACUUCGUGUUUCGCGGUUGUGUUCGAUGAUCCGAGGCCCAUAAACUCGUCCACGACGAUCAAUCAUCGGAAUAAGGAGAGUGGAAGAAGAGGGGAUGGAAGAGGAGGAGGGAAUAUCGGUGUUUCCAAAAAAAGUGUAUUUUUCACGAAGUGAACAACGAAGAGAUAAAUACAAGAGAGAAUAGAUAAAUAAUCUGUAAGGAAUAUUUUUUUCGAAUUUACAAAGAAUCACAAGAGGAUAAUAAAAUCGACACGUGAAAUAGAAGAAAAGAAAUGGAAGCCACUGAGUGGAACGUAACUGAAGAAAGAGACAAAAAUAGUCGAAAUGGAUGCUCGAAAGAAAUAAUGAAGACAACGUUUGAGAAUUAAAGAAGAGAACAGAAAUCUUUGAAAAAGCAGCUUCGUGAAACGUACGAGAAGCAAAGAAGUAUUUCCUGUAAAAAAAGCAGAUGUUUGAUAAAUUAUGUAAAAGAAAGUUUUGACGAGAUUUAGCCACGUGCUAAAUAAAUCCAAAAACGAUAAAUUAGAUCAAUCUGUUAGGAUUUAAUCCGGAUAUGGAAAAUUUUGGAAAACGUUGAAAAAGGAAAAAAUGUCGCUCUCUAUAAAAUAUUAAAUAAAUUUAAGAUUCGCACAUAAAUUAAAAAGUAAAUUUUAGUAUAUCAAGUAUCAACAAUACUCUUCGAUAAUUGAAGAAACGAUAAAUUUAAUUGGACAAUCGUGCACUCGAAAUAAAAAUAACAUUUCCUCAAAUAUUUGUUGAAACGAGCUUUGACUCGCGCUUUUAAAAACGCAAUAUGGCAGAUCGUUAAUUUCGUGAACCGACAUUUAAUCCGACGAAGGAAGAGGCUGCCGAAUAGAAAUCUCUAAAAUUCAAAGGCGAAAUGGCGAGUCGAAUGAAAGCUUUGUACAACCAGGUUAUAUUCGAGAGGCGAAUCCUUCUCGGUUGCACGGUCCUCGUGGGUCUGUCGGUAUGCAUAUGGUCGGUCGCCAUUGGAACCGAUCAUUGGUUCACGAUCGAAGCUCCGGAUAAGAACGGUUUACCAAUCGGUGACCCAGCUAAAGGAAGAAGAUUAAUCUACAAGAAUAUGGGUCUCUGGAGAGGCUGUGUUCAAGGGAUAGCACCUGAAUCUGAAAACUCCACCAAGCUGAUCCCCUUCGAGGAGUGCAAGAACCAGGAUAUGUUCCCGACCGAGAAACAGUUCAAAUUGAAUCCGGGGUUAAAUACAGUAGUCAAUUAUUCGAGGACACAGGUAUCGUUCGCGUUAAUCAGCCUGUUCGUGAUGGUGAUGGGCUUUUUCUUCUCCAUCUACACGUUCCGCAACCCACGAUACAUGUUCAAGCGAUUGGCCGGUGGAAUACAUUUCAUUAGCGCCGCGUGCAACAUGGUGGUGAUACAAGUUCUCCUCUCCUCGAUCGAGUUCGAGAGCAAACACGUACACACAACGUUCCCAAAGGGUGCGAUCCUCAAGUACAAUUUCUCGUUGAUCCUCGCGUGGAUCGUGUUCCUGUGCAACCUUCUCGCCGGAUGCGCCUUCAUGCUGUUCUCCAGGAAGCGGAAGAGGGACAAGGCGCCCACCGAGGAGAUCGCGAUGGCCGACGAGCCGACCAUCAUCGGCCGUUGAUCUUUUUUCUUUAAUUAAUAAUUACGUGAAACGAUUACCUUAUCGAACAAUCAUUGAGAGAAUAAUUUUUGUGAUCGAGUGGAAUGUAUGAUUUAGAAAGACUCGAAUCGUGUCGUGUAGGAAUCGUUCCCAACACUCGUCUCGAGCGAUAAACUUUCGAUGAUCGAAGCUCGUCGUAAAAAAAAAAAAUAAUAAAAAAAAUAGAAAGAAAAGGAAUAGCUUCGAAAUGACUCGAGCUUUUUGCGUGCAUUUUGCGAUCGUUGCGAAUGAAGAGUUGAAUAUCGUGGUGCAUUUGAACGUACGUAUGAUUUAAUGAUUCCGAUUUUCGAAAUGAGAAUACAUAAAACGGUGAAUUAUUUGGAAACUCGAACUUUCUAUUUAAAUUCUAUCAUCGAGUAGGAUGUGAUUAUAUAUCGUAUAAACAGAAAAGAGUAAUACUACUCGUAUUACUUUAUUUUUCAAUAAAUAAUUGUCGAAACACGAACGAACAGAGCGUUUUUUUCCUCACGCUCAUCACGUGUGUCAACUUGGUUUCCGUGAGUAUUGUUUGCGUGGAUUCGAGCGAAUGAAUCAUCAAUUAAAAGUCGAAAACAAAGGAUGCACCUUGAUAUCCGAUUAUCCUCCGACUGGUUCCAACAAUACGCUCGUGGUUGAACAUUGUUUAAUAAUUUAACUAACUGAUAAAUACUAUUGUUGUAAAGCUAUUUUUGUAUCACGAAGUUUGGAUUACCUUAUUGAACCCGGGACCAUCCGAAGAUUAGUCGAAAAAUCUUUCUCGUGGCGAGAUCAAUUUUGCAUAAAAAUUCUAAGAAAAAAAAGAAAAAAAGAAGCUUUUCGUGUAAAUAAGUUGAUUCGAUGUCGUGUUUAAGAAAUGUAAUACAGUAUAUAAUAUCGUACAAUCAAAAUCUACGUAUCACGUUGAUAUUUUAUACUCAAGACCCGUAUUUUUCUACCCUCUUCGAUAACUUCGUCUUCGAAUUCUAAAAAAAGAAAAAAAAAAAGAAAAAAAAAAGAAAUAUAAUAUUCCGAAUUAUUUUUUACUAACUGAUAAACGCGACGACGACACAAUUUUUUAAUGAAAAAAAAUAUUUGUCUAAAUAUACUUAUUCGUACAUAGAAAAAGGAUGCAAUGUUCUUAGGUAUAGAAAUUUCGAAACGAAACUGGCACUUUAUAUAUUAUAUCGACUACCAGGGCGUAUAUAUACAAGUUGAGAAACUAUUCUGCAACGUUAUACGUCGCGAGCGAGAAUCUGCGCUAAUUAAAAUAAGGAAACAAUGUUCAACUUGGAAACUUGACGAACCAGUAAUUGCGGGGACGAGAAGUGGAAUUAUCUCGAGAUAUUCUCGAGAAUGCUAGAAUUUCCAUCCCCGAUAGGAUGGAAUUGUGUCAUUGUGAUUGAAACAUUUUUAAUGGACGAUCGAUCGUUAAUAGAUAAUUAAUUUUAUGAAAAUACUCGACAAACGGAUGAACGUUUGUCCACAACUUUGUACUGUAGAUUCAUAAUUUUAUCACGAGUUUAAACGACAAUUUAUUUUAAAUUGUUUAAAUCGUUUGAUCGAAUUUUUAUUAAUUGUUAUUAUUUUCUUUUUUUUUUAAAUGAAAGGUAUUACGGUGCAAAAUGAGAUGAAAUGUCUCGACAAAGUCGAUUAAAAUGAUUCUAGUCAUGAAAAACUUUAUGUUUUACUAAUUGUACAAUGACGAAACGACCGGAAUGAAGAUUAUUUUCUAAUCGAGAAUCUGUUUAAUAUCAAAAUAUAUCGUGCCACCUCGAGAGUGAUUAUUUAUUAUUAAGUCCACUAUGCUAGUCGAUAAAGAUAUAACGAUCAUAAACAUACAACGUUUCACGUUAAUUUAAGGAUUAUAAUUGAUCCUCGUUUAAACAAAGUUCAAAGACACGAAUCGUGUGUAUCGUCGUUGUGUGAUCGAUUUUAAAAAAAAAAAAAAAAUAUUUACUUCGCCUAUAUAUAUAAAUAAUUUCACAGUCCAAUCUCUUGCUCGAUCUCUAAGGAUAUUUGAGAAUGGUGCAAUGGAGUUAAGCUGUAAGUAUGAAAGAAUAAAUUGUCUUUGUAUUUAUAUGAAUAGUAUAUAUAAGUAUAAAUGUUUCCAACGUACAUUUUUUUUGAAACAAGAUAUAUCCAGGUUUCUUGCACCAUUCUCGUUUUCGUAGUAUACGAUUACAGGAAGUUUAAUCGACUUUCUCGUGUCGUAAGAAUCGAGAUUUUUACAACGACGAGGAAUCGUGUCGUAAAAAAAAAAAAAAAAAUGAGUUAAGAUCACGAGGAUAUUUGAGAACUCGUCGAGAAAAUGUUAAUCGUUUUUACAAUAAAUUCGUCUACACAAAAGGCAAAUCUAUAGGCCAUUCGUAUAAUUUGUUACUCUUAUCUACGCACUUUGUAGUUGCUUGAGUUUCGAGUUUUGUUUUCCUUCGUAUCAAAGAUUAUGUGAAUCAACGUUCGCUGAUCGAAAUUAUUUUUGAUUUAUUGCGAAAAAAAUAACAAUGGGGAAGAACUUGGUACGAAUUGCGAAACAGAUAAAUAGAUAGAAUUGCGAGACGAACGAAAUAUUAGAGAAUUUUUAAUUAAACGUAAAUGAGAUUUCAUCGAUUUAUUUUGAUUAUUUUAUAAAAAUAUAUUAUAUUAAUAUAAUAAUAAUUGCUUCGAUUAGUGAACAUUGAUCCCAAUGAAUGAAGUGCAAAAAAAAAAAAAAUAUCCGAUUGAAAGUUCCUUCGCCUUUUGCUUGUUCAAUAUAAGCGGCUGCCCAUGUAUUCUGAUAAAAGACAUCUACUUUAUACACGUGUACAUGACAUGAAAAUAAAUGUAAUUGUUCUUUUCCACGAUCUAAAUAAAGGGUAUUCACAAGUACCAAUAAAAUGUU
Apis cerana (Asiatic honeybee) is the source of this 4565-nucleotide messenger RNA. Its product is annotated as transmembrane protein 114. The record is from RefSeq and is a predicted model, not a curated record. NCBI's taxonomy places the organism in Eukaryota, Metazoa, Arthropoda, Insecta, Hymenoptera, Apidae. Gene Ontology annotation, cellular component: plasma membrane.